CAAAACAGGGCCAAGUCCGUGACGCAGUCACAAAAGCCAAGAACCCACUUUCUCUCCCUCUUCUCUAUUGUCUCUUUAAUCUUCAUAUCGGUGAUUGUUGGCCAUUAUAAAUACCCUACUUCCCCGUGCCUCUUUUUCAAGCUCACAUCCUAAACCUUAUUUCCUUUACCUCUAUAAUACCUACACCUCUCUCUUCCCCCCGUAAAAGCACAAAAUAUUUAGGUGAAAAAAAAAAGACAGAGCAAAAUGAGAAGCAUUUCAACCUCAAAGCUAAACACACCCAUCACAACCACAAGUACACCAUCAUCUAUUCACUCCGCAUGGCACUCUCCAAUACCCUACUUGUUUGGAGGACUUGCUGCCAUCAUGUGUCUCAUAACCUUUGCGUUAUUGAUGUUGGCUUGCUCCUAUUGGAGACUCUAUGGGAACCAACAUGGUGACCAAAGAGACUUGGAGAAUAAAGAGGGUGACCCUGAAAAUAAGGAACCAAUCAAGGUCCAUGAGGAGAAGAUCCUGGUCAUUAUGGCAGGGGAUGAAAACCCAACAUUCUUGGCCACCCCUACGUGUUCCAAGUCCUCGUCUUUUGUUCAUGAUGUUGGCAACAAUUUUGACCAACACCUCGGUAACCGUGACAAACACCUUGUUCUUGUUCCAGCUGCUGAUACCACUACUCAACAAGAAAACAACCGAGAUUCCCAACAAGAACAACAUAGCCGCCAAUGAGAGAUUAUAUAAGUUGGUUACGUAAUUACUGAUUUUGAAAUUUUCUUUCACUUGGUAAGGUUCUUUUGCUUGUGGUCUUGCUAGCUUUGAGAAAGAGGGGAGUGAUGGAAUGAGAUUCCUUUUUUUUUUUUUUUUUCAUCAUUCACUCUUUCUUCUUUUUGGUUUAGAGAAUGUAAAUUCAAGGCGAGGGGAAUUCCAAUUGAGGGAGUUUCCUUUCAAUCUAAGGACAACCAAAUUUCGCAUGAUAUGUGUCACUUUUUCUCGAAUU
This is a messenger RNA of Gastrolobium bilobum, 991 nucleotides long. Its product is annotated as protein GLUTAMINE DUMPER 5-like. Gene Ontology annotation, biological process: regulation of amino acid export. The coding region runs from base 247 to 723 and encodes 158 amino acids. NCBI's taxonomy places the organism in Eukaryota, Viridiplantae, Streptophyta, Magnoliopsida, Fabales, Fabaceae. The transcript has a single exon. The record is from RefSeq and is a predicted model, not a curated record.